GGCUCAGCCCCACAAUUAAUUAUAAUUCUUUUGUAUGAGAUCCUUUUAGUAUUAUCAAGUGCUUAGUAUUUUCUCUCCAGACCCUUUACCUAAAAAGGAGUUGUUAUUAUGAUUUUUCUUCAUGCAUUCAGUGCUAACUUGGAGGAGGAGGAGAUGGCCCCCCAAUACUGCGUCAGCCUGGGCGUGGGGCCUCAGUGGUGCUCCUGAUGCUCCCCAUGCCGCAUUGUUUAAAUUAGUCUCGCCGCACUCUCACAGCACAGAGAGCCGCGGUGUGGGGAAACAAGAAAAGCUCUCUGUGGUCCAAGAAUCUAAUAUCGUUGAUGAAGACGAACUGUUGAAUGCUGUAGAACACUAUGACAGCGUCAAGAUAUCAUUUGAGCUCCAUUUGACUGAGCUUACUGAAGCUCGCUGGGAGACACUUCUUCUCAAGAAACGUCUGUACAUCCAGGUGCCCUCUUGCCUUCUGCCUGAAGGAUCAAAGGAAGGGUUUAUUUCUCUCCUGGAAUAUGCUGAAGAAGUGCUUCACUGCACUGACAUCAUUGUCUGCAUGAAGAAAGAUCGAGCUGAUAGAGCUCAACUGAUUCGAACGUUCAUGUUCUUGGGCUUCACAGUUCUCACUCCAGGCCACGAGUUGAUCCCUCACAACAGUGAUAACAUCAACCUCUACAUGCGCUACACCACUGAGUAAAUCCCAUCAUUCACUUGUGUUCUCUAUUGUUAAUAUUAGCAUUUCAAAGUUUAAUUUUCAUCUUAAUUUAAUACCCGUAUGAUGUUUAUAUUCUUCAGUUAAUCUGUAAAAUACUAUUAGUUCUGGACCUGUAUGUAUAUUUUGGUUACGUAGAAGCUAUAAUUUUGGAAUAAUUCAUGUUGUUAAUUAAGUUUAUUUUAUGUAGAAUGAUUAAGUGGUGAUUUCAUGUUUAGAGAUUUAACGUCAAGAUGGUUUCUCUUUAAACAGUUGAGUGGCCAUUGGAAUGAGGGACCAACUUUCCUGACAAUCUGAUUGGCAUUUUGUUUAUAAUAAUUCUUGGUUUAAUGGCCUGUGAGCCGGAAUUUUAUUUUAUAUUUUCAUUUUCAUUUCAUAACAUUGACCUUUGUUACUUAAAAAUAUUUUAUACUUCCUCCUUAUUUUCAAUGACUGUUAUAAAGAUGGACCAUCUUGUACGCUCUGUGCUGAGAGUUUGGUAUGAGACUACAAAAAUUAAAAAAAAAAUGAAAAAAUGUAAAAAGUAAAAAAAAUUAGUAUUUUAAUACAAUUGAUUUAUUGAUGUAGAAUAUAGAGUUUGGUUCGCUUUGUUUAUCUUUAAGAGUGGUUUUUAUUAUAUUAUGUAGCAUAUACCAUUCCAGAGUUAUCGGUUGCCCUAUGUUAGUGAUGCCUGAAGCUGUUGGGGAUUGGCUGAAUGUUUAUUUACCAUCUUGUUUCUUUCAGAUCACUUUUCUCGCUUUUCCCAUUUACCAUUUCAUGUUUUUGGACUGUUUUAAUACAUACUAUCUGAUAUUUUCUUUGAUUUUAAGACUAAGUUAUUGUAGAUCAUUAAUGACUAUAUUACCAAACCUGAUCUUACCAUAAACAGAUUAAAAUUUUGUCACGUGUAUAAGGAACUGUUAUAUACCAGAAAAACAAUACACAGAAAGUCAGUUUAAAUAAAGUUAAUAUUAAAUAAAAAGGAAUUGGAAGUUAAGCUGAAGGCAGGCUCCCAUCAGGGUUCUAUGUAUGCUUUGUUUAAUUCCACAUUUAUAUUAUAUAUAUAUAUGUAAUAAGCUAUUUAACACACUAUUAAUAUUGAAUCGUUUAUUGUAGUCAGGUGCAUAUGUGUAAUAAAUUAAUAUAAACACCGAA
Homalodisca vitripennis (glassy-winged sharpshooter) is the source of this 1837-nucleotide messenger RNA. It is a transcript of the gene Oda, whose product is annotated as ornithine decarboxylase antizyme 1. NCBI's taxonomy places the organism in Eukaryota, Metazoa, Arthropoda, Insecta, Hemiptera, Cicadellidae. Bases 122 to 688 code for a protein of 188 amino acids. Gene Ontology annotation, molecular function: ornithine decarboxylase inhibitor activity. The record is from RefSeq and is a predicted model, not a curated record. Gene Ontology annotation, cellular component: nucleus; cytoplasm. Gene Ontology annotation, biological process: positive regulation of protein catabolic process. The transcript has 5 exons.